This is a messenger RNA of Symbiodinium pilosum, 738 nucleotides long. The record is from the annotation of a GenBank genome assembly. Lineage: Eukaryota; Dinophyceae; Suessiales; Symbiodiniaceae.
AUGGCUGGAGAGGCGGGUAAAGCUAGGACAGUCCUGCUGGCCACGGAGAAGGCAUUCGCGGCAGCGGCAGUGACCAAGAUCGAAGAUGUCCUGAAGGCUGCCAACUACACAUUGAAGAAGCUGGAGAACUACAAGAGCAAGGAUGACCUUCUCGCGGCCGUUGCCGACGCAGAUGCGAUGAUCAUCCGCAGCGACAUCGUGGAUCAGGCCGUGCUGGACAAGGCCAGCAAGAUGAAGAUCGUGGUCCGAGCAGGCGCUGGCUAUGACAACAUUGAUCUCAAGGCUUGCGAGGGCAAGGGCAUCACAGCAAUGAACACCCCUGGCCAGAACGCCAACGCAGUGGCUGAGCUUGUCUUUGGCAUGAUGAUUGUCAGCGCCCGCAACAACUUUGACGGCACCAGCGGUUUCGAGCUGGUUAAUCGCGAGAUCGCCUUUUACGGCUUCGGAGCCGUGGCCCGUGCCGUACACAAGCUUGCGCAAGGCUUUGGCAUGAAGAGCUUCGCAUACGACCCGUACAUCCCGGCCGACAAGAUCAAGGAGAUGGGGGCGGAGCCUGUGGCGACAGUUGCUGGCCUCUUCGAGCACCAGUAUGUGUCCCUCCACGUGCCCCUGACGGAUGAGACCAAAGCCUCCAUCAACAAGGAUCUUUUGGGAAAGAUGCCCAAGGGCGGCACCUUGAUUAACACCGCGCGCCUGGAGGUGGUUCACGAAGCAGACAUGCUGGAGGCGUUCUCUUAG